CAUCUACGGGUAUCGAUAUUUAUUUAUGUAAAGGCUUUUGGUGGUGCAGAUUUGCUGUAAGCUCCAAACAGACUUUGUUGGCAGUUGUUAAGUUAUAAUUGCCCUAUUCUUGAAGUUGGAUGUAAAAGUGGUGUGAAGAGUUCUGGACAAUAUCAUUUGAUUGGAGUUUAUCAAGUGUUCUGAUUUGAGCUGCGACGUCAGUAAGUGUAUGGGAAUAUAUAUACCAUGUUCCGGGAGGACAAACCAACGGAUGAGGAACUGGCAUCGCCAUCUUUGAGAGUUUGUGAACUGUUUCAACAAUUCCCAUCUGAAGAGCUUGUGGAGGAAUGACAUUGGGAUACACUCGCCGUACACCAUAGAUUCACUGAGACAAUGCGUCACUGACCAUGUAGAUGCUACUGAUGGGGAGUCUCAAGAUGACAACCACGAGGCGUCGUAAAGUUGAGUCAAUUCCACGCUUCAAAACCAUGUCUGUGAACGUGCGUCGCCUCCAUGAGGCCCUGACUGUGCAUCUGGAUCAACAGGAAGUCAGCACCUUCGUUGAUGCCCUAAAUCUGUACAACAACCAGCGAGAUGUUUUUGAAUUUGUCAACACUCUACGAAAAAUACUGAACUCUCCUCAGAAACGACAGUUAUUCCCCCUUGUUAAACGUGUCAUUCCACGUUCUGAUAUUCAGGCAUUCGAGUUACUAACAAAGGGAGGUAAGCGCUACAAUACUCUUCCCCGUCCUGUUCUCUAUCGGCCCCAUGCGGCGGACAUCGCUGUGUACAAGAAACAACACAGUCGACCUCCGAGUCUUCAUGGGAGUCUUCGAGAGCGACCUCGCCAUGCAAUAUCAAAGGUCAAUGGUCUUGGACCACUCUCCAAAUCGGAGGUUAAAGGUGAAGCGUUGCAAAUCAUCAUCGGUCAGCCAUCAGAUGAGGAGGAUGGUUUUGGGUUUACAAUACGAGGCGGUGUGGAGUAUGGCCUUGGGAUCUACGUGUCGGCCAUCGAUGAGGAGGGCCCUGCAGACAACGAGGGUCUAAAGGCAGGGGACCUCAUUACGGAGGCUAAUGACAUUUCGUUUGAGAAGAUCUCACACGAUGAGGCUGCCAAGAUUAUCCGUGCAGCAAAGCGCCUUGAGCUGUGCAUCUGCCGUGUCGGUAGAAUUCCUGGCACCCACGUGGUACACCAGGCCUACAGCUGGGUGGAUCCCCGGGGCAGGGCAGUGUCCCCGCCCCCUGAGCUGGAGCACAUGGGCCCCCAUCAGGAGGUGGGGAGUCUGCGGAGUAGGAGCGGGUUGAUGCUGCUGAAGGGGAGUGAUGAACGGAAGGUGAACGUCGUCGUUGACAAGGGUGAGUGUCUUGGGCUCAUGAUCCGUGGGGGCCGCGAGUUUGGUCUUGGCGUCUACGUGUCCGGCAUUGACCCCUUCUCUGUGGCGGAGAAUGCAGGCAUUAAGGUGGGAGACCAGGUGCUGGAUGUCAAUGGCCGCAGUUUUCUGGACAUCAGCCACUCGGAGGCCGUCAGCAUCUUGAAGACAGGUCGGCACAUGAUGAUUACUGUCAAGGAUGUUGGGAAGCUGCCAUUUGCAAAAACAACGAUUGACAAGACACAGUGGUUGCCACGUGACAGGCUUCCCAAUCAGAUGGGAUCAAUUAAUGCAAGGUUGUCGUCCAGCAUGAGCAGCCUGGACAAGGUGGGGCUGCAGAACCACCAAGAGGGACACGCCCGGAUCGGCUUCAGCAAGGGAGCAGGGUCACAGCUGAUGAGGAACACAACGACAUCCUGGCCUCAGAACGAUGUCAUCGAACAACAUGCAAGGAUCCUGCUCAACAGCAAAGAGCAGACAACUCUGCGCUACUAUCUGAGUGAACAUCAGAAGGGUACCAUCCAGACAGAUGGCCUGGUGUUUGCUCUGUUUGAACUACUCAACACACAGGCCAAGUUUACUUUACUGACUGAAAUUCGCCCCUUGAUCAACCUCCGAGAUUUGUCACGAUAUGACAGACUGGUCCGCAAGAAAGAAGCCCAGAUGAUCCGGGACAACGAUGACUGUGCUCUGAUUCCUGACACCUUCUCCAUGUUGUCCUUCGAGAGCACCGAGGCUUACCUCGAGGACCGGUACCGGAGGACGCUGUUCUCAUCAGAGAAAUCAGAACGGCGCCAGUCCGUGACAACGAUGGAGCCCAUGAUGCUUCAUUCCCCGAUAGAUCACUUUGACAGAGACAUGUCCCCACAGAGACGUGAGGAGUCCCUGAGAGAUGCUCUGGAACAGCUGCAUGGGGAGAAUGGACAUGACCACAAUGAGGAGGAUAACAUCAGUUUUCAAAGUCAGUCAGACUCCCAUGGCCCUUACCUUCACACGCCAAGGAAAACCAUCCACAGGUCAAGGUCAAGGUCAAAAUCUCCAAGACCAUCUGUGAGGUCAUUGAACAUGGAACCCGUCCCUUCAACCUCAAAAGCAUCACAACAAGAACACAUCGUCAUGGCACAGGUUCAUCAACCAAUGAGACUCGCAUCUCAGAUGUAUCUUCCUCCAGUUAAACACAAGGGAGAGGACAAUCCAAGUGAUGAUAGCGGCGUUGAGCUUUAUGCACAUCUUAACGGUCUUCCAGUAAACAGUACCGACAGGCAUCAUGGAAUGGAAAUCAGAAAAAGGGUGACGAUUUCAGCAGCUGCACCAGUUGACAUCAACACAACAAUGUCACCUAGCAAUGGUCACCAUGGUGACGGAUAUGUUGACACAAAGAUGUCACCACAGCCAGCUCCUAGAAAGUCAAAAGAGGAAUCAAUGAAGGCCAAGUUCAGGGAGGUGUACGGCGACAUCCCACUCCACCUGGUGAGCCUGUACAGAACUAAACCCACCCUGGGGCUGGCGAUAGAGGGCGGGGCCAACACCAGGCAGCCACUCCCACGGGUCAUCAAUGUACAGCCUGGAGGAUCAGCAUUUGAGUCCGGUGGUUUGAAGGUCGGCCAUGUGAUUCUGGAGGUCAACGGUCAGACGAUGGUGGGCCUUGGUCACACAGACGUAGCCAGGGCCAUUGCUGAGGCCUUCAAGAACAAGCAAGCGAACAAGAUGGAGUUGCUGGUCACGGAGACAGGUGUGGAGGUGAAGGGUGUUGAUGCUGCCAGCGGGAUGGAAGAAAAGGACUCAGGAAGAUUAUAGCCAGGAAGACACACCGAGGUUUACAGAGGGAGAAGUGUGUAGCAGGGUGUCAGCCACCCUGCAGUGACAACUAGUGAGAACCAGUGACAACCAGCGACAGAGCUGACCAUUGUAGUCAUGUGACCAAGUGUUGGUCUCCUUAGAGGAUUCAGGAUUUUUCGAACCAUAUCCAGCUCAAUAACUAGUCAAGGUGUCAUUUCCAAGUCAAGGUGGCUGAAAAAAAACGGGGUAGCACCCCUCCACCCCUCUGGACCUGACAGUGAACUGGGAUAUACCUGGAAGGACCAACCUGAUGAAGACUUGUUAAAGAUGAAGAAUGUGGAUGCUUUUGGGGGAGGUUUAGCUGUCAAAUAUUUAUCUGAGGGAUGGUGACAGACUAUGGAUUCAAAACAAUGAAUAUUGAAUGUGCAAUUAUAUGUUGAUGACUGAGGAUCUGUUGUUUCACUGAAGUCAGGGACUGCGACCGCCUGGCGAUGUGUUGUGUGGGAUUCUUCAGCAAGUGGCUUAUGAUGGAUGGCAUGUGACCAGUACCUUGGAGAACAUUCUACACUGUCCAUACUAGUGAAGGGGUUGACUGACGGGAGUGGUCAGAGAUGAAGUAGUCUUAGAUGAUGAUGAUGAUGAUGAUGAUGAUGAUGAUGAUGAAUACUGUUGAAGAUAAUGGAAUGGGGUCGCCUAUACCUGGUUCAAAUGGCACAAUGUUCUAGGAUAUGGAAAACUCAUUUAUUUUGGAUGCUCAUGAUGCUUCCAGUGAGAUGAAAACUCAUUUUAGUGGAAGGAACUCUCCAUGGCAUCUGUGCUUGUCAAUCAUCAAGCACAGGAACUUGUCUUGAGGCAAUGGCGUUUGUCUGCAAUAUCCUCCAGGACAUCACAAUGUCAGUUGUUUAGUACUAAUGUGUACCCCUGGGGUUCUGGGUUACGCAAGGUGCCCCGGCAGCCGAUGCUGGUCGUAAGAGGCAACUUAAUGAAUCAGGUGGUCAGGCAUGGUGACUUGGUUGCCUCCAUGUCGUCGGCCCCCAUUGACGUAGAUCGCUGCUCACAAUAUCGAUCAGUGGAUUAUGUGGUCCGGACUGGAUAAUCUACAGAUUGCGAUCAUAUAGCUGGAAAUUUGCUGUGUGGCUUUAAACAACAAAGAUUUAUUUUGUUUGUUUGUUGUUUAACGCCGCACUCAGCAAUAUUCCAGCUAUAUGGCAGUAAACAACAAAGACACACACCUCUGUGUACAGUAUUCACAUAUUCUUGGGAAUGAAUACAUCAGCUAUGUUGUUUCAGAUAGACUGUAUUUAGGAGCCAUUGUAUGAUCAUGAUGAUAUCGCAUGCAUGCAUAAUGUUUUCAUAAAUUUCGUUAAUCUUGUUUCUGGUGACUUUCUUGUCAAGAUACAUGAAUUUAUAUUUAUAUGACGUUUUUAUAGAGCUACUUAAGCGUGACCAGGUGAUCUUGAUCCAGAUUGAUGUUUUUGAUAUAUACGUGGAUCACUGUUCACAUUGAAUAUGCUGAUAGUGAAUAUCUGAAUGGCUGUUGGGUCUUAAAAAUAAAGUAUCGAUAUUGACACUAUGACCCGUGGGGAUAGGAUAUAGAAUAUAAGAAUAUAGCACCCCGGCAGGCCAGCUUAUCCUAAGAGGCGACAAAGUGGCUCGGGUGUCAUUGUAUUCCAGCUGCAUAUCAAUGCUCAUGAUGUCAAUCACUGGAUUGUCUGGUCAGACUCAAUUCUGUACAGGCCGUCAUCGUAUAGCUGUAAUCUUGUGUGCAGCGUUACACAAGAAACGAACCAUCAACAAAUUGAGAUUAUGGCAGGUGUGUCAUGAGAAACAAAAGCCUUACUUUAGUUGUGCUUGUAUAUAUUGCUGUUGUGUAUUAACUCCCCCGAUUGAGUGGUUUUAUAAUGUUUUACAUAUAUCAGUUUUAGCAACCCGGGGGGGUAUAUUAGAUGAUAUUUUCUGUUUUGUGCUCUAGACCAUGUCGAUGUCAGUGACUUCAAUUCAACACAUCUUCAUUAUCACUGGUCACAUAGCGGUCUGUCACUAACACUUGAGCCAGAUCGCGUCCUCGAAGACUAUUUUGAUUACAAGGUCAUGAUAAUCGGCCAUUAUAGAGCAAAGAUGUCACUGUGUGGAGGGACAUGUUCAUGGAGGGUACGUUACCAGUAUUAAACCCAUCAAUGGACGGCUGUGCACUUAAUUACAUUAUCUGCUCCAUGAGGAUGAUACAACCGAUGGUACCUAAUAAUGUGGGUUUGCAUUCACAUUAACAUUAUGUAGGACGACCAGGCACUGCUGGGUGACAACAGGCAUUAUAAAGAUGAGAAUGUAAAGCCAAUGGUCUAUCCUACGCUACGUGUUCCAGCUCUACUGGAUACAGACUAGGGUUUUGGUCAUGUGGUUAAAAUAUAGACCUUGCAGGGUGUUACCUUGACCUACAAGGGGCGGUCGGGUAGCCUAGUGGUUAAAGCGUUGGCUCAUCAAGCCGAAGAUCAGGGUUUGAUUCCCGACAUGGGUACAAUGUGUGAAGCCCAUUUCUGGUGUAACCCGCCGUGAUAUUGCUGGAAUAUUGCUAAAAGCGGCGUAAAAUCAAACUCACUCACUCCCUCAAUUUCAAUGGUCCUUACAGAAAAUAUGCCAUGGUGUACUGUACUGUACUGUAUUGUAAAGUUUAAUAACUACUGUCAUUACAGGAACUGUAUAUUUCUCAUCAAGAAGUUGGUGCAAUGAUUAGAAUUGUGUGUCCCUUGGGACGCAAUAUAUAUUUUUUUCGCAUCCAUUCUAUACACUUACUGGACGCACAAUUCCGCAUCCCAUAAAACCCUGCUCUUGAAUCAGUAAAAUGCUCCAUGAUAUUUUUCUACUUUUGAUGACAAAUACUGGAAGCUUCCAUCCUCUACAGUAUUUUCCCAUUGUUUUGAUUUUUAUCAUCAUAAGCUUCGCCCAAUAUUCUAAAGAGAUAACACUGACACCACGUGCAGGUUUGAUGAGAAAUAAUAACAGUGAAAUUUAUGCAUGUCACAAUUUUGGUGACCAUUGCACACAUUGGUACAUAUCUACUUGAUCGAUGUGUGCAAUAAGCAUGAUUAGCAUCAGUAAUAUGUCUGUGUUUGGGGGGUCUCUGCUGGUCUGUAUUUUGUAUGAAGAAUCUUGCAGGUCUGCAAUUCUGAUGUUUCUUAUACUGGAUACUGGUAAUACUGCCUGGUACUGUUGUUAUCUGUUACCAUGGUGAUCAAAGAAUAUACUGGUAAAACUGCCUGGUACCAUUGUUAUGUUAUCAUGGUGAUCACAGAGGAUACUGGUGAUACUGCCUGGUACCAUUGUCAUCUGUUACCAUGGUCGGCACAGAGGAUAGUGGUAAUACUGCCUGGUUCUGUCAUCUGUUACCAUGGUGAUUACAGAGGAUACUGGUAAUACUGCCUGGUACCAUUGUCAUCUGUUACCAUAGUGACCACAGAGGAUAGUGAUAACACUGCCUGGUACUGUCAUCUGUUACCAUGGUGAUUACAGAGGAUACUGGUAAUACUGCCUGGUACCAUUGUCAUCUGUUACCAUAGUGAUCACAGAGUAUACAGGUAAUACUGUCUGGUACUAUUCUCAACUGUUACCAUAGCAACCAUAGAUCAUUUUGUCACGUCAUCACAGAGGAUAUAAAUCACAUAUUGUAUAUUACAAA
This is a messenger RNA of Haliotis rufescens (red abalone), 6801 nucleotides long. RefSeq names its product whirlin-like. The transcript is spliced from 17 exons. Gene Ontology annotation, cellular component: stereocilium tip; plasma membrane; stereocilia ankle link complex. The record is from RefSeq and is a predicted model, not a curated record. NCBI's taxonomy places the organism in Eukaryota, Metazoa, Mollusca, Gastropoda, Lepetellida, Haliotidae. Gene Ontology annotation, molecular function: protein binding. Bases 393 to 3146 code for a protein of 917 amino acids.